Molecule: messenger RNA, 785 nt
Organism: Musca domestica (house fly)
Lineage: Eukaryota; Metazoa; Arthropoda; Insecta; Diptera; Muscidae
Product: dihydrofolate reductase
Exons: 2
Coding region: 208-765 (185 amino acids)
Biological process (GO): folic acid metabolic process; dihydrofolate metabolic process; tetrahydrofolate biosynthetic process
Cellular component (GO): mitochondrion
Molecular function (GO): NADP binding; dihydrofolate reductase activity
Source: RefSeq, a predicted model, not a curated record
CAAUUUGUUCUAAGUCGCCCGGCGUUGUCGCUGCUUUUGUGUUUUAAUUUGUUUGCGAGGAAAGCUGUUCUCACCGCCAAAUCAUAAUCUUCACUUGUUUAUACAUGAAAAAUAAAAUCUGUCUGUAGCAGAUAAGGUCAAGAUCAGAAGAUUUUGGCGUUUAUUGCACUGUAAAGAAAUAUAUUGUGAGAUUUUAUUAGUUCUACCAUGCUUAAAUUCAGUUUAAUUGUUGCCGUUUGUGAAAAUUUUGGCAUUGGACUCAAGGGUGAUUUGCCAUGGCGCCUAAAGUCCGAAUUGAAAUAUUUUAGCAGCACUACAAAGCGUGUUCGUGACCCAACCAAACGAAAUGUCGUGAUAAUGGGUAGAAAAACCUAUUUUGGUGUCCCCGAAUCUAAACGACCAUUGGCGGAACGUUUAAAUAUUGUCUUAAGUACAACUUUAAAACCCUCCGAUUUGCCAUCUGAUGUGCUACUAUAUCCCAACUUGGAGUCGGCAAUGAAUUUCCUUGAGACAGAUGAGAAUGUAACCAAACAAAUUGAGACCGUGUGGAUUGUCGGUGGUAGUGGUGUUUAUGCUGAAGCUAUGGCAUCAACUCGUUGCCAUCGCUUGUAUUUGACAAAGAUUCAUGCAACAUUCGAGUGUGAUACAUUCUUUCCCAGCAUUCCAGAUGACUUCAAAGAGGUUGAAUUAGACGCAGAAACACCAAAAGGCGUACAAGAAGAAAACAAUAUUAAAUAUGAAUACAAAAUAUUGGAAAAACAAUAAACAUAGGCAAUUCUCUUUUA